Messenger RNA from Rhodotorula graminis WP1, 3036 nucleotides. RefSeq lists its product as uncharacterized. Gene Ontology annotation, biological process: resolution of meiotic recombination intermediates; double-strand break repair via homologous recombination; nucleotide-excision repair involved in interstrand cross-link repair. Gene Ontology annotation, molecular function: damaged DNA binding; single-stranded DNA binding; single-stranded DNA endonuclease activity. Gene Ontology annotation, cellular component: nucleotide-excision repair factor 1 complex. NCBI's taxonomy places the organism in Eukaryota, Fungi, Basidiomycota, Microbotryomycetes, Sporidiobolales, Sporidiobolaceae. Bases 1 to 3036 code for a protein of 1011 amino acids. The record is from RefSeq and is a predicted model, not a curated record. The transcript is spliced from 17 exons.
AUGCCGACAAAGCCGACAAGGGCCGACAAGGGCAAGGCCAAGGCCCAGGACCCGCCCGAGGGCAAGCUCAAGCCCAUCAACCCGCGCAAGCACGCCCUCGACGCCUCGUCCCUCCUCCCCUUCCAGACCAACAUCCUCCGCCAGCUCGUGCCCCCAGAGAACGCUGCGCCGUCCACAGGCGACGCCCUCUUGAUCAUGGCCCGUGGCCUCGGCCUGCGCACCAUCGUCACCACCUUUCUCAAGAUCUACGACAUGCCCGACAAGCUCGUCCUCGUCGUCAACGCUACCCCGGAGGAGGAGCGCAGCUUUGAGCAGGAGGUCGGCCUGCGCCUCAAGGUGCUCAGCUACGAGGUGACGGACGAGAAGCGCGAACGCAUGUACAAGGACGGCGGCGUCUUCUCGGUCACGUCGCGCAUCCUCGUGGUCGACAUGCUCAAGAAAGUCAUCCCGACCGCCCUCAUCACGGGCAUCGUCAUCCUGCACGCCGAGGAGGUCAAGGCGACGUCGCAAGAGGCCUUCAUCGUCCGUCAGUACCGCGACGAGAACAAGGUCGGCUUCCUCAAGGCGUUCUCGGACCGGCCCGAGACGUUCUCGUUCGGCUUUGCGCCGCUGCAGACGACGCUCGUCCAGCUCAAGCUCCGCGAGGUGCUCAUCCUCCCUCGCUUCCACGACGACGUCGACCGCGACCUCAAGAAGCGCCAGGCCGACGUCGUCGAGAUCUACCAGCCGCUCACGAGCAACAUGCUCGACAUCCAGACGGCCAUCCUCGAGUGCAUGGAGCUCACCCUGUCCGAGAUCAAGCGCAGCAACCACUACCUCGACAUCGAGGACCUGACGGUCGAGAACGCCCUCUUCUCUUCGUUCGACCACCUCGUGCGCAUCAAGCUCGACCCUGUCUGGCACAAAGUCGGCCCCAAGAUGCGCGGACUCGUGCACGACUUGACCUACCUCCGCAAGCUGCAAGACAUGCUCCUCAGGACCAACUGCGUCGACUUCAACCAGUACCUCGAGACGUUCCUGUCGUCCUUCUCGACCGCCGUCGCCGGCCAGCUCGACCGCCGCGAGCGGCCCGCUUGGCUCGGCACGCCCGCCGCCGACACCAUCUUUACCGUCGCGCGCAACCGGGUCUACAAGCAGAACCGCGUCGAGGCGCCACCGCCGUCGUCGGACCGCGACCGCGACCGCCGGCGCGAGACGACCGUCGACGGACUCGAGAUCCCCGACGACCUCGCCGAGGCCGACUGGCUCGAGGCGCUCGCGGCGUCGCCCAAGAAGAAGGCGCGCAUCCGGUGGAUGCCGCCCGGCGUCGAGCCCGUCCUCGAGGAGCAGCCCAAAUGGCUCGUCUUGACCGAGGUCCUUGACGAGAUCGAGCGCCACAUGAUCCAGGCCGACGUCCACCCUUUCGGCUCGAACGACACGAUCCUCGUCAUGUGCAACUCGUCGUCGACGUGCCAGACGCUCGGCAACUACCUCUCGGCGGCCGACUCGGACGCCGGCACGGGCCACAACAUGCUCGAGACCAAGCUCCAGAGCUACUUCUACUGGAAGGCCCACGUCGGCAAGAUGCAGAAGUCGCUCAAGCGCACGCCCGACUUUUCCAAGGGCACGCGUAGGUCCACCUCGUCGGCGGCGGCAGGGUCCAAGGAGCAGUACCGCGGGCAUGCGGCGCCGUCGGGCAAGCGGCGCAGGGUGCGGGGCGGCGGCGCGGCCGGCAGCAACGGUGCGGCGGCGCGGUCGGGAGCGGCGGCGCAGGGCGGCAAGGCGCUGUUUGCGGCGGCGACGGGCGCCAACCCCGAGGCGUUCGAGGCGGACGUCGACAAGAUGGCCGACAUGUGCGUCCUCCUCCAGCUCGUCGAGGACGAGGCGUUCGACGAGGUCGCGUUCGCCGAGUACUUUGGCAUCAUCGAGAACGACGACCUCGUCAUCAUCCGGCCGUACCUCGGCGACGAGGACGACCGCGUCCUCGACGAGCUGCGCCCCAAGUACGUGAUCAUGUUCGACCCGCUCCCGGCGUUCGUCCGGCGUAUCGAGACGUACCGUGCGGCGCACCCUGGGCUCGCCAUCCGCGUCUACUUCCUCGCGUACAAGGACUCGGUCGAGGAGCAGAAGUACCUGAGCGAGAUCCGCCGCGAGAAGGACGCGUUCGUGCGGCUCAUCGAGGAGAAGGGGACGAUGGCGAUCCCGCACGAGGCCGAGUACCGGCCCGAAGAGCACGAGGAGGGCCUCCUGCGCACGGUGUCUUCCUCGCGCGUCGGCGGCGGCAAGUCGGCGACGACCGAGCCUCAGCAGGUCAUCGUCGACAUGCGCGAGUUCCGCUCGACGCUCCCGUCGCUGCUCCACGGCGCACGGUUCCUCGUCAAGCCCAAGACGCUCGGUAUCGGCGACUACAUUAUCACGCCCGACAUGGCCGUCGAGCGCAAGAGCAUCCCUGACUUGAUCCAGAGUUUCACCUCGGGCCGACUGUUCCAGCAAUGCGAGCUCAUGACGGCGCACUACAAGGAGCCGAUCCUGCUCAUCGAGUUCGACGAGAAGAAGUCGUUCAACCUCGAGGUGCGUCCCCUCGUUCCUCCUCCUCGACGCGACGAGCCCGUCGCGCGCAGGAGCCUGACACUGCCGCACCCUAACUCGCAAGACGCCGACCUGCGCUCAAAGCUCGUCCUCCUCACGAUCGCGUUCCCAAAGCUGCGCCUCAUCUGGUCCUCGUCGCCGUACCAGACGGUCGAGAUCUUCCGCGACCUCAAGGAGGGCCGCCCAGAGCCGGACGAGGACCACGCUGCGCUCGUCGGCAACGACGACGGCGACCUCGUCGGCGGCGGUGCGGGUGCUGAGGGGAGCACGGCGGGCAACCCGACGCCGAUCGAGGUCCUGCGGCAGCUGCCCGGCGUGUCGAGCAAGAACUACCGGUACCUCGCUGGCCAGGUCGACAACCUCGAGGCGCUCGUCGCGCUCGGCCUCAACGAGCUCCAGGCCCUCAUCGGCAACGAGCCGGCCAAGCAGCUGCACGGGUUCAUGACGACCGACCUGCACUACUCGUGA